Volvox carteri f. nagariensis is the source of this 1130-nucleotide messenger RNA. RefSeq lists its product as uncharacterized. Gene Ontology annotation, molecular function: nucleic acid binding. Bases 60 to 1130 code for a protein of 356 amino acids. The transcript is spliced from 7 exons. Lineage: Eukaryota; Viridiplantae; Chlorophyta; Chlorophyceae; Chlamydomonadales; Volvocaceae. The record is from RefSeq and is a predicted model, not a curated record.
AUCUUUUGUAAUACCUCCAGCUUUUCUCAAAUUACGGAAAAGGAUCCCUGAUUGCAAAAAUGAGGGCGUCAUGGGGCGCCACAGCAGAGUCUACGGUGCUUACUUCACGAACUCGCUCCAUGACUAAACUUGUUGGAUGCUUUUGGUCGCGACGAACUGCUCCGCGUGUGCUAGCUGCUCAGGCGAGCAAGCGCAGCCCUGAGGCGCCUUUACCUCAGCUGACUCGGCCGAAGCCAGCAAGCGCUGCACAGCAGGCCCAAGCGCAACCGCCGGCGUCGCCCGCCGUUAUCACCGAUGCGUACAAACGCGCCUCAGAUGCCAAAGCUCGCUGCGAGACAGUCGACGUCAAAGUAGUUAGCCAGAACGAGGGAGGCGUUAUCGUGCAAUACGGCCCGGUUCGAGGGUUCAUACCAUACAACCAAAUGGACCCUGCUCGACUCCGUGCCUGCGCCAACGGCGACCUGAGCACCCUCACUGGCCAGCAGCUCAAGGCACGGGUUGUCACGGCGGAUGCGUCCCGGAAGGAGCUCGUGCUGAGUGAGCGUCAGGUGGCGGCUGCGGAGGCCCUUCGCCGCAUUGAGCCGGGGGCGGUGUUGACGUGCGUGGUCACGGCGGUUGAGGACUACGGGGCCUUUGUGCAGGUGAAGGGCAUGCCCGAGGUGGUUGGUCUGGUGCACAAGAGCGAGGUGUCCUGGGACCGCAUCAUGACGGUGGACCAAGUGGUGUCAAUUGGCCAGGAGGUGGUCGCCAAGGUGCUCUCCGUGGACGCCAACAAUGUGCGUCUGACGCUGUCCAUGAAGCAGAUGUCCACCGACCCGCUGCGGCUCUCCCUGGACGGUCUGGCCUGGGAGGUGGCCGCUCCCGGGGCCGCCUACGGAGAUGUCCGGGUGCAGGGCCUGAUUGAGGCGCUGUCAACCUCAGUUGGAGUGGACUCGGUCGCACCCACCCGCGUGGCGCAGGAACUGGAGGUGUACCUGGUUCGCUCGGAUCGCGAGGCGGAUGGCCAGUACACGGCCGUGGCCCGUAUGGGUGUUUCCGCAACGGAGCUGGAGCUGCGGGCCGCGGAGCUGAGUCGAGAGCAGGUCAAGCAGCUGCUGCAGCGGGUGGCAUCCAGGAUUGCUGCGCAGUGA